This is a messenger RNA of Vitis vinifera (wine grape), 585 nucleotides long. Its product is annotated as myb family transcription factor PHL6-like. Gene Ontology annotation, molecular function: DNA-binding transcription factor activity. The coding region runs from base 1 to 393 and encodes 130 amino acids. The transcript is spliced from 2 exons. NCBI's taxonomy places the organism in Eukaryota, Viridiplantae, Streptophyta, Magnoliopsida, Vitales, Vitaceae. The record is from RefSeq and is a predicted model, not a curated record.
AUGCAUGUCACAGAAGCUUUGCGCGUACAAGUCGAAGUUCAGAAAACACUUCAUGAACAGCUCAAGCUUCAAAAGGUCAUCCAGCUCAAUUUGGAGCAAAACGGAGAGUACUUGCGAAGGAUUUUGGAAGACCAACAUAAAGCUGGUGUGGCCUUGCCAUCAUUGAUGGGCUCCCAUUCGAACCCUCAACCGAUAACUCUUUCUUCAUCCGAUGGUGCAUCCUCACCAAAACAAUACGACUUUGAAGUUGACUGCUUUCCAUCGCUACUGUCAAAGCAUAAAGCCUCUCACACUACUGAAUCAGAGCAGCCAAGAUGUCAUAAAAAACCCCGGCGAUCAAGCAGUGUGGAAAUAAUUUCCAUCGAUUCUCCGGCCGAAAGUGUGGAAGGCUGAUAGUUCACUACCCAUAAAAUCUCUAUAUCAUGAUUGAAACCCUUUGUGAUUAUUUGCAAGUAUCGGCUUGUAUAUAUGCCUUUAUUCUGGAGCCAAGAAUCAGGAUUGCCUUGGGCUUCUUAUCCCUUUUGGCUGGAAUAUGCCAUCCUAGCUUUAAGUCUCUGCAUUCCUUAAUCACUUUUUUUUCCUUGA